Cydia strobilella is the source of this 2383-nucleotide messenger RNA. RefSeq names its product OCIA domain-containing protein 1 (gene asrij). Gene Ontology annotation, cellular component: endosome. The transcript is spliced from 6 exons. NCBI's taxonomy places the organism in Eukaryota, Metazoa, Arthropoda, Insecta, Lepidoptera, Tortricidae. The record is from RefSeq and is a predicted model, not a curated record. Bases 127 to 915 code for a protein of 262 amino acids.
UAAAUAGUAUCUAAUUCAUUCGCUACCUAAAACAUGGCAUAAUUAACGAAUAAUCAUAAAUUCUAAAAUUGAUAAGAAUCAACCAUAAUUUUGAAUUUUAAUUUAACUAAAAAUGAUAUUUUCGUAAUGAGUGACAAAAAUGAACAAAAUGAUCCUAGCAAGAGAGGAAGGGUGGAAUGUGAUAACAUAAAAUCGGCUUUGGAAGGCUGCACUCCACCCGUGAAGAACAUAACACAUCCGUUGAGGUACUACGAAUUCACUCGCGAUGAAAUCAAAGCUCUAGAAGAAUGCGAUAAAGAGAGCUUUUAUCGUCGCUGCCUUCCUUUCAGCACACUUUUUGCCACAGCUACUUACGCUGCAGUCAAAUAUGGUUAUUUCAAGCCAAAUCCCCGGUUUGGAGCUAUUCCUAAAAUAUCAUUUGCGGUGUUGGUGGGUUACUUUGUUGGAAAGCUAUCUUACCAAGAGGCAUGUGCUGAAAAAUUGAUGGCCUUACCAGGGAGCUACAUUGGACAACUUCUCCGUGAAAAAAAGGAAGGGAGGAUAGGCGGAGGUGGAAACAUACAAAGCACUCCGAGCAUGUUCGGCGCCGGCCCUAACGACAUCUACUCGGACGCGGGCCCCGGCAGCUCGCUGGACUUGGACACCGACCGCCCAGUCUUCAGCGACGAUUCUUAUCGCCCCGAUAAUGAAGGUGGAGGUUUCCCCUCGUUGGGCCCGGACAGGAAGCACCCUGCUCUCUCUUACGAUGACCUUAGGCGCAGGAACCGCGGCGAGUACACCGAGGCUAGACAAGAUCCGUACAGAGUUGAUCCGAGCACAGUGCCGCCAAUAACGCGCGCGCCCCCGGCGAUCGAUGCGCCGCCGCCCGCUCCGCGCCACCGCCACACCAACCAGUACGGCGACGAUAUGGAUUAACACAAUGCCAUUUACACCACUCGCUUUUUAGAUGCGUGAACCGAUAACUGCAGCGUGUAAAUCUAAUAUUUCAACUGUUGGCUAGCAUUCGCUGAAUAUAUUUAGGCUCCUCAUCGUGAAUUGCAAAUAUAGAUUUAGCACGCAUAGUUAACAAUAAAAAAUAUUGAAAAAUUCAUUUAUGACUAAAAACUACGUAUUGUUGUUUGUUUGAUUUAUACAUUGCGAUUUUACUUUCAUAAUAGGAAUCUUAAAAAAAAUGGUUUGCUGAAGCAUCUAAAUUAUUUUUAUUUAAUCGUCUUUUCUACAACCUUUGAAAACAGCUAGAUUUUAUAACCAGAAAUACAGGGUGGCCUUAGCCAUUGGACAAACCCUGAAAUCCCACGUAGGAAUGCUCAACGUUAAUAUUUUUUUAAAUGAACAAAAGAUAUGAUCGACAACAAAAAGAAACAUCCUGUAUUAAUAUUGGCAGUGUUUUUGACAACUUGUUCGAAAAUGUGCGGCAAUAAUGACAUUUGUCAAAAGUCAGAAUCUUAUUAAUGUCAUAAAUAAAAAAGAUAAUCAAUGAGGUCGAAGAAGGUUUCAUAAUAUUUAUUACCUAGGAGCUAGUAACACAUACAGGCUGUUCUAAAGUAAAAAAUCGUAAUUUGUUAAUUUCUUCGUAACCGCUACACCGGUUGUUAUGAUACUUGGUAUACUGAUUCCAAAUACCCUAAUGCAUAUGUACAUUUCGGCUUUGUCCAAUGGCUAAGGAAAACCUGUAUAUCAAAGGCCUACCAUACUUAUAGCAUAAAAUGUUCUCUACGAUGCAAUUUGCUACUACUGGAGUAUUUCGGGCUUUAUAGUUCUUGUGAAUUGGGAUUCCCAUUCUUACAUCUACUAUGGGUAUUUAAAGUUACAAUAUUCGAAUAACUGUGUAGUUAGAUUCGUCUUUCUAAUGCAUAAAGAACUAUUUUAUCGGUUUCCAGAGGACAAUUGACAUACCUACAAAUAAAAAUUGUAUAAUAGUCCUUUUUAGGGUUCCGUACCCAAAGGGUAAAAACGGGACCCUAUUACUAAGACUCCGCUGUCCGUCUGUCUGUCACCAGGCUGUAUCUCAUGAACCGUGAUAGCUAGACAGUUGAAAUUUUCACAGAAUGAUGUAUUUCCGUUGCCGCUACAGCAACAAAUACUAAAAAGAACGGAACCCUCGGUGGGCGAGUCCGACUCGCACUUGUCCGGUUAUUUUAUCUGAGCGCCGGGAGCUCUGUAGUUUGACUCCCUCUCCCCCUCACCUGACGCGGAGGUCAAACUGGUUACCGGGCGUUUUGAGCUCAGGUGAACGUGUAUAAUUCCCGUACCAAAUGGCAUUGCUGUAACCAAAAAUGUAUAAGUACCUCUCCAUACAAGCAUGCCCAGUAGAAAACGGACUAUAAAUUAAAAUCAUUAUUGACAGCCGACAAAGUAUAGGAAGCUUUUACAUCAAAUAUUA